CGUCGUACACACGACAUGAGCUCGAUUAGUGUGCGUGCGGGCUGCGCCGCGCUCGCUUGCUAUUGAUGUAAACAUUGACUGUUGUCAUUUUGUUUCAGUGCGUUUCCAAGAUCGUAUGGGAUUCUUAUUGGAUGCAUAAAAAAAUGUGAACAGCUGUCACCCUACAAUCAUAUAAGAAUUACAGUGCUCAUGUAACCCACACCCGCACAAUUUUGACGAAGUGUUCAUCUUUGUUUACAUAACAGUGUUUUUUUGUUGUUCCUACACCAAAGGAUUUCAUAGGAACCAAGCUCAAACUAUGUAGAUUUUUGUUUUAUUCAACAAAUUGAUGAGAACGUGAUUGACAAAUUUGAUUCUGAAUUUUAUCUAAAUUGCUGCUGCACUUCAUAAGGUACCAAAAUGCCCUCGUUACUAGAAGCUCUUGAGCGCAAAUACGGCGCCAAAGGCGAAGUGAACCCGUGCAUAGACAACCUGCCGGUCGCCAUCUUCGUUCCGAAGCGGUCACCGCGGCUCAGCGUGCCGACGCUGCUGGUGCUGAAUGACUGCGACAUCGACUGCGCGGGCGACGCCUGCGUGCUGGCUGACAAGUUCGCUGAUGUCGUUGAGCUGGAUAUAGCUAAUAAUAAGCUUACGGAAUGGUCGGAGGUCUUCGCAAUAUUAGAGCAGACACCGCGCGUGCGCUUCCUAAACCUGAGCUUCAACCGUCUCUCGGCACAAAUCCAGGCCGCGCAAGCUCUCAACCCUCGCUGGGACAGCCUCAGCAACCUCGUCCUGAACUCCACAUACGUCGGCUGGUCCAACGUGUACGCACUCCUCAAGGCUCUGCCAGCUCUCGAAGAACUGCACUUGAGCCUCAACGAGUACUCUUACGUGGAUCUAAGCGGCAAGGACGUUGACGAGAAGGACAGAUGCGAUGCCUGCUCACGCCUCAAAGCGCCAGACUCCUUCGAACCCGUGCACGAGGGCUUGAAGAAACUCCACUUUUCCGGAAACCCUAUUAACAGCUGGCGGGAAAUUUCGAAAUUGGGAUACGCUUUCCCGAAUUUGGAAACGCUGUUGGUCAAUGACUGUCCUGUUAAUACGUUGGAGCCGGAUCCUUGUGCGAAAUGCGGCGACGGCAAUGGAAAUAGAAAGAGUCAUGAUGCCUUCCCACGGCUCCGGUUCUUGAACCUGAACAACACGGGCCUCAGGACGUGGGAUGAAGUGGACAGGCUCGCGCAGUUUCCCUCGUUGAAAAGUUUGCGAGUACAGGGUUGGCCACUAUGGGAGCGCCUGGAAUCCACGGAGCACGAGCGGCGGCUGCUGCUGGUGGCGCGACUGCCUCGUGUCCGCACCCUGAACGGAGGAGGAGCGGUGCCCGAGGAGGAACGGGACUCCGCUGAGAGGGCCUUCAUUCGGUACUACAUGGAGAAGCCGGAAAGCGACCGCCCGGAUAGGUACUGGGAGCUGGUGGGCGUGCACGGCAAGCUGGACCCGCUGGUGUCCGUGGACCUGAGACCCGAGAAGCGGGUGCAGAUCACCUUUACCUGUGGAGAGAACAGCGAAGUUCGCACCGUUGACGUUUACAGAACUGUCGCUGACCUGAAGACUAGGCUGGAGCGAUUGGCCGGCUUUCCAGCGGCCAAAAUGAGACUCUUCUACGUCGAUCAAGAACUCAGAGAUUCUCAGUGCCAUCAGGGCCCGGAAGAGAUGAAGUACCCGACCAAGCAGCUCUACUCCUACAACAUCCGGUCGGGCGACGAGAUCAUCAUCGACUCGAAACUGAAGCACUCGAUCUCCGCCAACUCGACCGCGUGAAACGCCGUCGAGAACCCAUAGUUUACAGCGUUGACGUUAAGUAAAUACCAUAGACAAAAUUACUGUAUUAGAAGUCUAUUUCACUUGGAUUUAUAGUUAGAAUUUUGAAGAUGUCUGAUUUGUAGGUAAAGCUCUUGAGUAAUAUUCAGACACGUUAAUCAAUGCCAAUUAUUAAAUAUUAUAAACAAAAAACCAGGACAGUCGUACGGCCAAUAAGGUACCAGUUUUUGUGUCUAAUGUCUAUGGAAUUAUGUCAUUGGCGGAACGACUAGUGACACAUUUUUUUGCAGAUCCAUAUGGAAUAGACUAUAAACCCAAGUACUCCUGGUCCUGCUUUCAGUCCUGUAAAAAGAAAAAGCAGCUAUCUGCUAAAGUGAGAAAGAGAUAGAUAUAUCUACAUAAACAGUCUAGCAGAUAACCAUCUCCCGCUCUUUUAGGGCUGCAAGCAGGUGGGUACAAGGUUUUACACAGUUGAAAAAUAUAUCCUUAAUCGAUUUUGACAGCUAAAUGAUGGUGUUGACAGCAGAUGGCGUUAGUGGUUUUCCUUUAAUGGAAAGCGAUAAUCGCCUUCAACAAUUUUUUGCGUUGAACCUUCGUGGACUGACAUCUUCACACAAUUUUAAAAAUUAAAAAUCUACAUACACUGUGGCGCCGUGCAGCACCAUCUAGUUUACCUGUCAAAACAAUUGCUACUAUAAAUUGCUCUACUUGCUCCAGCUUUACAUGCACCAUUGCAUAACUAUAUGUAAAAAGUUGAUCAACGAAGGCAGUCUAACGGCAACCUAAUACAGAUUCGAAGUUCUUAGUAUUUCAACACCAAUAGCAAAGUAGCUUUAAGAGCUAAAGCAUAUUUUUAUAUGAAAUGGAAGUAGCUUGUAAAAGGACCUAAGUUUCAAAAACCGGCCCUAACUUAAAUGCCAUGUGGUAAUUGUUUUACUAGUGGAAUUCAAUGGCGUACGUGCCUACAGGGAGGCAGAGCGGACAAAACGCCACGGGCCCUAGUCUGAGAAGCCAUAAGCGCAGAAGGAUCCUAAUAAAAUCAGAUGAUUUGCUACAGACCUCUCAGUUGUUAAGCCACUGAGAAUAAAGCAUUAUUUUUAAGUGUUCUUUAGACUAACAAAUGUGUUGUGGAAUUAGUUUUUUUUUUACUUUUCGUAGAUUUUUUUGUCGGUACCUAAUUGUUAUUUACCAUCACACAAAUACUUAGCUGGACUUUAUAUAUUUAUCGUCACAAGUAGUUUUAGGUUUGAACUUAUAAAGUAAAAAGUACAUUAUUAUUAAUUUAAUUACAAAUUUGAUUUGUAUACAACAUAUCGGGUUAUAGCUACAAAAAGUAUACAUAUAUUCCAAUAUUUUAUGGAAAUAUGACUGUAUCGAAAUUAUAAAUGAACUUAUAUUUCUUAAAAAUUAAGUGAAGUUUAAUGUUUUACCUUUAUUGCGAUUAGCAACUGUGAUAUAAAUUAUAAAUUUAUUAACUUUGAAAAAAAUAAUUUACUUCUUGUGUUAUAUUAUUUUUAUGAAUUCUCGUAGGUAUAUCUCGACAUCUAACAUUUUUCAGUAACGCGUCUAAAUAAGUGUUUAACGAAACGUGAAGUGAUACUAACUGCCAUUUUAUGAGUGAUACCGUAUUGGUACAUUUAAAAGUAUAUUACGAUAAUCAAGUUCUACUUAAGAUAAUGUUCUUACAAAAUCAUUAGUAUUACACGAUUCUACUGACUGUAACGGUGAAGCCACUGCGGCGCACGCUACGCAUUAUCAACUUCUCACAAAAAAGGCCUUUCAUGAGGUCAAAUCAAAUCAUCUCAUUUUGAAAACCCCAUCUACCCGAAUAAUCGGGCUAAUCAAUCAAUCAAUAAUCAUUUAUUUCGAACAAAAGUCCAUAAUGUGUUAAUAAACUCUCGCAAUAUUUUUUGCAUUAGCAACCCCAUCUUGUGAAACGUGCGUAGGUAAUAGGUCGCUCCUGCAGUCCUGAGGCACAGAAUAACUAAUAGUACUACCGUACAGAAAAUUCACUUCUUCACAAAAGCCAGAUUUAGGUACAAAAUUAUACCUACACUCGCCGCCUGCAAGCAAAAUUGAAACUUAUAACCGCGCACGAACCGUGAAUCUUCUUUGCGCGACGCAGUUUUAUGACCGAGCUGCGAGUGUCGGCACGGGGUUGUCACUUGACAAGUUUUUGUACCUAUACCUACUGAUUUAUUAUUUUUAAGAUAAAUAUGUAGGAAUUACAAACGUAAACAUAGAAUUUUUAGCCGGAGAUAGUAUGUCUGAUUCUGACGGAAGUAGGUAUGCCACAGAAGUACUUAUUCCUUUGAAAACAUGUCGGACAAUUUAGUCCGGAAUUUAAAAAAAAAAAUUUCUGCUACCUUGUUCUUCCGUUUAUUCAGACAUCCAUAAACAGAACAUUAUCUUUUAUACAGAUUAGAUCGCGAUUUAGGUUUCGAAGCCAUUGCGUAUUUUCAAUUUUGCGCGAGCGGCAGCCCACUGCCAUACACCUGCCCGGGCGGUGCGCCGGCCAAAUAUACCUAAACUGCGCAGUGACACCCCCCUGCCUGAGGGUCUACCGCGAACAACGUUCGAUGUGUUGCCUCCCUCUCACACUUACGUAUGAAUUUACAAGUGCUACAGAGAGGCAACACGUCGAACGUGGUUCGCGGUAGGCUCUCUGGUGUAGGAGGAACGAUUCUCAUUUUAAAAUCAAUUCAAUUAAAAAACUUACGUAGCUUGCGCUGCAGUUGGCUGCACCUUGAAUUUGCAAUACAUUGUAUCUGCUAUUGGUUCAAGCAAAUAUAAAAAUUGUCAUGUGAUGUCUGGAGCUGCCAAAGACGUUAAAUGGUUAGAAUAUCUUCAAUGGAUGUAUACUAACUUGCAUGCACGACUGAAUCUUGCAUGGCAGCCUUAUUAAAGUGAUACAUGCAAUAACUUCGCUAAAUUCAUGUAUCUGAUAUCGUAAGAAGUAUAUUAAAUGGUCGUCUUGUAUAAUAGAAACAAUGGAAAAUAAAUAAAAUAAUUGUAA
This is a messenger RNA of Cydia strobilella, 4813 nucleotides long. RefSeq names its product tubulin-specific chaperone cofactor E-like protein (gene mlt). Bases 400 to 1797 code for a protein of 465 amino acids. The transcript has 8 exons. The record is from RefSeq and is a predicted model, not a curated record. Gene Ontology annotation, biological process: microtubule cytoskeleton organization; tubulin complex assembly; post-chaperonin tubulin folding pathway. Lineage: Eukaryota; Metazoa; Arthropoda; Insecta; Lepidoptera; Tortricidae. Gene Ontology annotation, cellular component: cytoplasm. Gene Ontology annotation, molecular function: alpha-tubulin binding.